AUGAAAAGAAAAGAAAAGGGUACACGAGGCUGUCCUUUCAAGGGAGGUAAUGUGGUACAGCCGAAUACAAGUGCGGUACUGGUAAAAACCUUGCACGAAUGGGGUAAGUUUGUCAAGAGAAAAAUCUAUUUUGUUGUAUUGAAAUGAUAAAACGAAAGCCUUCAAAAUUUUGAGGAUUUCGUCUGCCUUUUUUUUCAGGCAACAGACGACAACUCAAGGCAAGCAGAAAGCGACACGUGCAUGCGAAUCAGGGUAAAACUAAGGACUUUCGUCUAAGCCACAAACCUAUGAAGUUUGAGGAAACGCAGAGAGAAAAAGAGCACCAAGAUAUAAAG
Paramuricea clavata is the source of this 335-nucleotide messenger RNA. NCBI's taxonomy places the organism in Eukaryota, Metazoa, Cnidaria, Anthozoa, Malacalcyonacea, Plexauridae. The record is from the annotation of a GenBank genome assembly.